AUGUCUUAUUGGGAGAAAUCAAUGAGAGAGGGUGUUGCGUCAUCAUUUGUGUUUUUCAUGGAAUUAAUUAGAAAUUUAUAUGUUUCAAUAAUUAGUUUAGUUUCGUAUGGAUAUAGAAGAAGGAAUUUAUACAAAAUUUAUAGAAAGUUCGGAAGAGAAAAGGCUAUUUACUUGAGUUUCCAGCUUCAUUUAUUGUGGAUUAGUCUAUUAUGCUCAAUUAUUGUCUGUGCUGUCUUGUUACCUUUACAUUUGACAGGUAGAGAAAUUGACAACUCGGAAUAUGCAUAUAAUAUCGUUGCUCUUACCUCUGCUCUCAGAGCAGCAACUUCACCAGUCAAGAUGUUUGCUCACGUAGCCAUUCUAAUUGUGUUUAUAAUUAUUACAUUAGUUUUCAUGGUUUCUUUCAAUAGAAAUAGGUUUAGUUCUUCACUUCUUUUGGUAGGUGAAGAUUCUAAUAGCACAGAACAGGAUUCUACCCUUUCCAAUGACGAAACUGUUAUCAUUUCUCCAUUUACAAUAGUUUUAGAUGGAAUUCCAAAAGAAUCAUCUCAGAAAAGUGUCGAACAAUUCAUUGAAGAAAAUUUUAAUGGUGGAUUGAGUGCGAAUGAUGAAAAUAGUAAGAUUGUAAAGAUAUUUCAUGUGCCAAAUCUUGUGGAUCGGUUAAAUCUCAAAGAAUUGGAAGAACAUUUGGAAAGAGAAUUGGAACAUUUCAUGCAUUUAAAAGGAAAAUCAAAUUAUGAUGUUGCCAAACGUCACAUAGUUCAUGAAAUGAGACCAUUGUACUCGGAUGAUUUGAGAUUCAAAUUGUGUGGAUGUACUACAUAUAGUACCAAUUUGAAAACUAUGACUACUGAUGAGGCAGUAGAAUAUUUAAGAUUGGAAUAUUCAGAUUGUAAAAGAAUGGUGGAACAAUGGGAUGGAGAAUAUACUUCAAUGUUUCUUACAGAUGAAAGACAAUCACAAGAUGAGGAAUAUUUAUCUCAAAUCAAACAAGUGAAAUCAUCUGGAAAGUGCUUUAUAGUUUUUAAAAAGGUUGAACAUGUUGAUGAAGCAAUUGAAAAGAAUCGAAUAAUGUUCAAUGAUUCUUCAGUUUCCUUGAUGAAACUAUUAAUUGAACCGCAAGAUAUCAAUUGGCACUUUAUUGGCGGUACCUCCAAAUACUUUUCCUUGAGAAACUUUUGCAUGAUUAGUUUAAUAUUCUUUGUAUUGUUGGUAUUUUCUGGACCACCAUCCAUUUUACAAUCACUUCAAGCAUUGGGAUCUCCUAUUCUUAAAGCUGUCAAACUUGGUGACUUGUCUGAUUUACUAUUUCACUACUGUCCUUCUCUGUUGAUUUUCAUUUUCAGCAAAUUGUUUCCAAUAUUUUUCAAAAAGAUUACUCAAACAGAGAAGCACCUUUCCAAAUCAUUUUACAGUAGGAUAUUAUUAGUGAGAUUGUUUACAUUUUCCAUUUUGAAUAUUCUCAUUUUACCAGGAUUGUGGAUUAUCUCAGCUUUCCUCUUUUUAGUUUUCGCAAAUGAUGGCAAACAUUUGGAUAUCAUGUUCUUGCCAAAAACAAUUGAAACAAUGAUUUCUACAUUGCUACAAUUCAUGGUUAUGGAGAAUGUUUACGAAUUGGUCAGAUUUGGCAAAACACUUUAUUAUAUUUGGAAGACAACAUUUAAUUGUUACAGAAAAGCAAGAACUCCCACUCAAAUUUUAAAACUAAUUAAGGAAACUAAGGAAUUCGAUAUGGAAGAGAAUGUUUCAAACAUGUUGGGUAUAUUAUGUAUGUCGAUGGUCUAUUCAUUCUGUUGUCCACUUGUAAUGCCAUUGGCAUUCCUUUGCAUCUUUAUCAAGCACUGGUUUGAUAGAUGUGUUAUUGAAGAGGAAUUCACUCAUCACUCCAAUAUCAAUGAGAAGGAUGACAAACUCGAUUUUACCAGUAGUUUGAGAUUAUCCAAGCUAUUGAUCGUUCUUGUUCUUACAACAUUGAGCAUUGUUGGAAUGAUUGUAAUUUUAGGAUUUUCUUACUUGUUUUUUACUAGUCUAAUGUAUAUUAUACAUUUGGGAGUUUGUGGAGCUUGCUUAGCUAUUCUUCUAUUAAUUACCUUGGCGUUGAUUUUCAAACAAAACUCAAGUGUCAGAUCAAAUAAGAAAGAUAUUGCAGAACAGCAAGAACGAAUGCUUGAUCCAAAUUCAUUCUCACAACAAGUUCAAGAUAUUCUCAAUGUGGAAAAUAUUCUCAAGUUUUGA
This is a messenger RNA of Naegleria gruberi, 2235 nucleotides long. RefSeq lists its product as uncharacterized. The transcript has a single exon. Gene Ontology annotation, cellular component: plasma membrane. The record is from RefSeq and is a predicted model, not a curated record. Gene Ontology annotation, molecular function: calcium-activated cation channel activity. Lineage: Eukaryota; Heterolobosea; Eutetramitea; Acrasida; Naegleriidae. Bases 1 to 2235 code for a protein of 744 amino acids.